Lethenteron reissneri (Far Eastern brook lamprey) is the source of this 3653-nucleotide messenger RNA. RefSeq names its product peptidyl-prolyl cis-trans isomerase FKBP8-like. Gene Ontology annotation, molecular function: protein binding; protein folding chaperone. Gene Ontology annotation, biological process: protein folding; negative regulation of apoptotic process. The record is from RefSeq and is a predicted model, not a curated record. Gene Ontology annotation, cellular component: cytosol; membrane; mitochondrial envelope. Lineage: Eukaryota; Metazoa; Chordata; Hyperoartia; Petromyzontiformes; Petromyzontidae.
AUGUGCAGCGGCGGCAGCGAUGUAACACGGCAGCGCAGCAAGCGGGUUGCAGCGCGCCAAAAGGGGUUCUACUGUGCCGAGUAUUUCCACGCGGUGUUGACGACGACGACGAACAAUGCCACUGUGGGCACCUGUGCGCACAGCCUCGGGGUGCCGGCGGUACCGGGCGGCGCCACGCUGGUGAUGGAGGCGGAGCUGGUGGCGGUGAGCGACGCGCUGGACGCGGGCUCCCUCCCCGUCGACGACCGCGCCGCCCUCGCUCACCGCAAGCGCGAGCGCGGCAACCACUACUUCCAGCGCGGCGACUACACGCACGCCAUCGCCUCGUACGACCGCGCCAUCAAGAUCGCCGACACGGAGAGCUCCGUGGCGAGUAGCGAAGACGAGGACCGCUCCCCGCUGCUCGACGUCAAGCUCAAGUGCCUCAACAACGUGGCGGCCGCGCAGCUGCGCCUGGACCAGCGCGACGCGGCGCUGAGGUCGUGCGAGGCGGCGCUCGCCCUGCAGCCCGACAGCGUCAAGGCGCUCUUCCGCAAGGGCAAGGUUUUGGCACUGCAAGGGGAGUUCUCGCAGGCCGCAGACACGCUCAGGAGGGCCCUCAAGCUUGAGCCGUCGAACAAGACGAUCCAGGCAGAGCUGCACAAGCUCAGGAGGCAGCGCAGCGAGCAGCAGGCCGAAGAAAAGACGCUGUACAAGAAGAUGCUGGGCAACAUGGCCGUGCCUGCCGACGAUGCGGAGCGCGGGAAGCCGGGCUCCUGGGGCCUCCCCUGGAAGUGGGUUUUCGGAGCGGCCACAAUCGCGCUGGGAAGCAUCAUCGUCUCCAUCAUCGUGGCAGCCAGGAGCUAGGUGGCGGCACCUCAACGCUCCCCAUACGAACCUCCUCGACUGCUCCACAAUCGCCCUGCGGCCCCUCCACGAGGGGGUAAACCCUUGCCUUCGGUACCAUCCCCCCCCCAAACCCUCCGCACCCUCCACCAAGCACCUGACACCCUCCCGCCACACCCCACCCCACCCCUGAUUCUCCUUGCCCUGUCCGUCGUAUCGAGGUAAACUCGGGGGGGCCCCCCCCAUGGCAUCCGUCUGCAGGUACCAGCAAUGGCCAAAAUAUCUGUUGCUGCCGGCCACGCUGUCUUGAGCGGAGGGCGAGUUGUUGGGCAGUGCGUGUUUCUGGUGUUCGGCGUGGUAUCCGACGGGAGCGCUUGGCGGCGAAACGUCGGACAUUGUGCCGAAUUUCGAUUUAAAGCUUUCGUGACUGCAGGGAUUCAUCUUCUUGGUUCUUUCGGUAAAGUCACGUGGAAGGGAAAUAAUAAAAUAAUAAAAAUAAAACAUAAUAAAAUUUAGAUUUAAAGCUUUCGUGACUGCAGGGAUUCAUCUUCUUGGUUCUUUCGGUAAAGUCACAUAGAAGGGAAGUAAUAAAAUAAUAAAAAUAAAAUGACGUUUCGGCCACAACGCAAACCAGGUCUGUCGAAGGCGACAGCGUCUCGACAGACCUGGUCUUCGCCUGAGGACGGUUGCUUGCGUUGUGGCGGAAACGUCGUGAGAAUUAUUUUAUGUUUUAUUUUUAUUAUUUUACUACUUCCCUUCUACGUGACUUUACCGAAAGAACCAAGAAGAUUGUGACGAAUGACAAAGCACAUCGGAGAGCCGAGCAGCACGACUGCGAUCAUCCCCGCGGUGGGUUUUUAACUCUUUGUCUUCCCGCUUCGGAACAUUUUCAGAAGUCUCGGCACGUGGGUCGUUGUGGAGUGGGGUUGUCGAGGUUGCAGCGCGUGUUCUUUAACUUCGCCGCUUCACAAUCGUUUGUCAGUUGGUUCUUGUCUUGCGAUAAAUUCCUUGAAUAAUACGACGAUAAUGAUAAUUACCUUUUAUUGUUAACCUCGGCUGUAACGACGCGGUGGGACACCGCCCAGAACUGAAUAUUUCACUAUUUCCUGGGUCCGCUGGUAAGACCGGAGGAGGUGGCGCUUGACUUGGUAUUCGCCACAAUCCGCAGCCGAAGGUGUGUACUGGAUGUGGUGUGCCGGGUGUGGAAAUAUUUUCCGGGGUCUUCGACUUGGGGGCAGAUGCAGCCAAAAUGAAUCCCUGGACUCUAGAGCAGAAUGCGGAGAUCGUACAAUUCUGGCUCUCUGGCUUAUGUGGCUCCAUGUGUGGCUCCGAAAAGUGAUUAUUCCCGAAGCCAACCUCUAAGGCAAUAAUAAUCAUCUGCUUCCUGCUGCUGCUGCUGUAAUAACGUAUGCAUGCACGGUCGUCGUCGUUUAACUAACCGCGUUAGUGGGGGUGGCAGCGACGUUAUUCGUGCCUCGGUUAGUAUCGAGCACUAAGGUUCACGAGGACACAUGGGCAUCUACGGAUCACGCGUGGCAGAAUGGAUGUCGUAUUUUGGAUCGUGUGAUUAUUGGAUCUGCGUCCCACUAGAGGCAGCUGUAAAUGUCAGCCGAGUCGCUUCGCUGAAUUGGGUGUCGCGACGGAUUUAUGGGAUUGUCCCACCCCGAAAUCUCUAGUGCGUGCUUUGUGUUGUGAUGACGCACACCCCAAGUGCACCUUCCUUGUACUUCACAUGCAACCCAAGUAACUUUUACCCACCAAUGCGCUCAUGUCUUGAGUCGAUUCAAGUCUGAAACCGCACGGAACACAUUGUUUUAGAGAAUAACACGAAAGUGAAUCAAAUUCUCAAGUAAAAAAAAAAAUCUACGGGGCAAGCUGGUUCAGUCGUAAGGAACGCUUGCAAGCAUUUUUCAGUCCCAUCGAACCAGCGGCAUAGCUGUUGAUUGUGCCAGGCUCUGAAGAGAGGGAUUAGGAUGGGACGGGGGGUUGGGCGGGGGGGAUUGUGCCCAUUUCAUUCCUUGUAUUGGAGGCCGAUGAGUUGAACAAAACCAAGUAUCCUGAUUGCAAAUGUGAAUCUCAACAAAAGUGGGACCGGGUCCGCGUGAAACGCCCCUUCACGUGACGCGUUCAACAUUACUCCGGUGUAAAGUUCGUCGGAAAUUCUACCGAUUGGGCCCCUGGGCGUCUCGCGUGACCAGACUUUGUCUCUGUGGUCUGGGGGUGCGAGGUUGAGGGACUAAGUUAUAACCAGGAUCGAGUCGAGCCUGGUCAAUUGUCCACCCAUCCCACCGGCGGUCAUCUGCACCCGACUCUGGGUGCAGAUGACCCUGGGUGGGCCCCUUGAAGAGAAUCUUAACGCCUCCCGGCGCUUCACCAAAGUUGCUCGAACUGCAGCGCAGAGGUCGCAACCGGGUACCCGAUACCCGUACCCUACCCGAUACCCGGCCGGGUACGGGUACGGCCGGGUACGGGUACGGGUACCCGUUUGCGACCCUGGUGCGGCCGGGUACGGGUAAGGAAUCAUAACCCGUUUGCGACCUCUGCCGCAGCGUUCCAGAGGACGGAUGUCUCCGAUUUCCCCGUGGCUGCUCAUGGUACCAAUUUCCUGGCCAUCGCCCCCCCCCCCCUUUCUCCCCCCCCCCUCCCCCAAAAUUUAAGACCAAACUUUUUUUCCACCGUUUUUUUUUUGCAAGCACAUACACGUGUGUCUGGGGAAUUAAAGAGGAUUACUAGUUGUUGUAACGCGUCCUAUUUAACGUUAAUACUAUGAAUGAUCUGUAUAAAUGUUUAUCGAAUUAUUUGGAAAUAAAUUAAUUACAUAGUCUGUG